Messenger RNA from Dentiscutata erythropus, 959 nucleotides. NCBI's taxonomy places the organism in Eukaryota, Fungi, Glomeromycota, Glomeromycetes, Diversisporales, Gigasporaceae. The record is from the annotation of a GenBank genome assembly.
UCGGUAAAACAUUAACUGCUGAAACUGUCUCUGAAUAUCUGCAUCGUCCAUUAUAUGCUGUCAGUGUUGGUGAAUUAGGUAGAACAUCUUAUGAAUUAGAAGCUAAAUUAGGUGAAAUUCUUGAAGUUGCAAAUGUUUGGAAUGCUGUCAUUCACAUUGACGAAGGUUCAAGUAAAAAUGAUGUAAAUCGUUAUGGUAUGGUGGGAAUAUUCCUAAGAUUAUUAGAAUAUCAUCAAGGAUUUCUCUUUCUUACAACCAACCGUGCACGUGCCCAAAUUUGGCGUACUUUCUUGGAUCAUGCCGAUGGUAAAGAUAAAAGUCAUGUUGAUAUUGAUAAAUUAAAACAGCGUGGUUUAGAAAUUAAAACUGCCAUUAAACUGGCAAAGGCUCUUGCUACAAAAUCGGAUCCUAACGCUAAAACUGUUUUAGCCGCAGCAGCCCACAAACUCGACAGCAAAUUGCUUUGUCGACCUUUUAAUUCUCCCUCUCCUGAAGACAUCAAAGAAAUUAUCCAAGAAGCCGGCUUGGAAAAUUAUGGAGCCACAAAAUUGUUCGACGGCCAAACCGGAUAUACUAGAAUAUUGUACAUAUCAUAUGAAUAUGAAGACAGAGAUGACUUAAGUGAAAAAAUAGGUGUUUAUCUUAGAUCUCUUGAGGCUAUUGCCAACAAUGAAGAAGGGCAAAGGAGUAAACGAGCAAAAGAGUUGCUUGGAAAAUAUAGAGAGAAUGAUCGAUCUGAUCGUCAAAAAUCACGAAACUGGAAUAAUGAUAACUUCUUAAUCAGCAUUAAUAACUCUACAGUUUCUGGAAAUGUUCAAGGAAUUGUUUCGAAUAAGAAAAUAAUUAGUAAUGCCUUAGAUCAAAAGGAUAUAAAAUCAAAAAAGGAUGAGGAGUCUGAGAUGAUCUCAGAAAUUAUUAAAAGUGGUGAAGGUUUGGAUAUCAAGUUGCUUAAGUUGUAG